AUGGAGAAAAGCCUAAACUGCUCAUUUACCGGACUAGCAGCAGAGCAUCAGGGACUCCAAGUCGUUUUACAGGCAGUGGAUCAAACUCUGACUUCACUCUGUCCAUCAGUGGAGUUCAGGCUGAAGAUGCUGCAGUUUAUUACUGUCAGAGUUUCCAUGUUAUCAACAGUCAGCAUGUGUUCACACAACUUCACUCUGAUCAUCAGUGGAAUUCAGGCUGAAGAUGCUGCAGUUUAUUACUGUCAGAGUUUCCACUACAUCAACAGUUCAUCAGCAGAAAUCACUCUGACUCAGACUCCCGGAUCUCAGUCUGUUUCUCCAAGACAAACGCUCUCCAUCAAAUGUAAAUCCAGCAGACUUAUAGGAGAUGACAUCAACUGGUAUCUUCAGAAAUCAGGAGAAGCUCCAAAGCUUCUGAUUUAUGAUACAACAGCACGUCAGUCUGGAGUUCCAGAGCGUUUUAGAGCAAAAGCAGAGCAGACUGACUUUACUCUGACAAUCAGUGGAGUUGAGCCUGAAGAUGCAGGAGUUUAUUACUGUCAGCAGCAUAACAGCUUUCCGUUCACACAAGGUCAGGUCACAGUGACUCAGCCUGGAGCCGUGAGCUCUGCUGUGGGGGGCUCCGUCACCAUCCCAUGCAAAACCAGUCAGAACGUUUAUGUUUAUAACAGCUACCACCUGUUAGCCUGGUACCAACAGAGAGAUGGAGAAAAGCCUAAACUGCUCAUUUACUCUGCUAGCAGCAGAGCAUCAGGGACUCCAAGUCGUUUUACAGGCAGUGGAUCAAACUCUGACUUCACUCUGACCAUCAGUGGAGUUCAGGCUGAAGAUGCUGCAGUUUACUACUGUACAGGGGAAUUUGAUGCAAGCAAUUUUAAUUUAAAUUUUGUUUUUCGUUUGUUUCUGUAUAAAAUGUCCACCAACGCGGGCUCCUCCGCCUCUGUCGGGUUUUAUUCCAAGCUGAUUGACAAUGAGGGCACCUAUGACGAGUUAAGCCGCGGGCCAGAUGUGCAGCACAGCGAUGGUCUGGUGCCCCAUGUUGCAGCGACGUCCAGGCUGAGCAGGCCCGGGCUGUUCCGCCUCACCACCAUCGGCCUGUCUGUGCUCUGCGCUGUCCUGCUGAUCUCCAUCAUCGCUGUUGCUGCAGGCUAUAAAAAUAAAACUCAGGGCAGUGGCGAUGCGAGCUUAACUUCAAACCUCACAGCUCUGAAAGCCUCCAUUGACAAACUGCAGCAGGAAAAUCAGCAGCUACAGAAAGAGAAGGAAGAACUGCUGGCCAAACCGACCGCCAAGGCGUCCACAAAAGCUCCUGCUGCCAUCGAGCCAACACCAAAGACGACUCAGGCCCAAAUCGUGUGUCCCAUGGACUGGCAUCUCUUCCAAAGCAACUGUUACCUCAUCUCCAGGCAGACAAGGAAUUGGAAAGAGAGCCAGGCGUACUGUCAACGCCAAGGAGCUUACCUGGCCGUCAUCCUCACGGCUGAGGAGCAGACUUUUCUCUGGGAUCUUCUUCCCAGAGGGCACUGGAAUGCCUACUGGUUUGGAAUAACUGAUGGAGAAACUGAGGAUCAAUGGAAAUGGAUCGACGGCACUCCGCUGGUUGGAGGUUUCUGGGAAGAUGGCGAACCCAACAAUCACAUCAACGAAGACUGUGGCUACAUUGUGAAAACGAGUGUACUGGAGCGGGUGGCGAUCAAGAGCUGGAUCGACGCCCCCUGUGAGAUGUACUUGCCCUUCAUCUGUGAGAAAGAGAUGAAUUCUGGUACCAACUCCAAUACGCCACAGUGAGAUGACACAAAGGUCCAAUCCUCUGACAAUUAAGAAACUCAGACAGACGAGUUUUUUGUUGGUGAUUGUUAAAAAGAUAUAUAAUUACUUCAGACGUCAAACUUAAGUUGUUAUUAUGAUUUAAAAUACUAUCUUUUCUCAUAAGACACUGUACAUUUGCAAAAUAGGGACAUAAAUGGUGAAAUUCUAAAGCAUUUUCCUGUUGCUAGACUCACUGACUGUGCAUUCAUUAGGCUUGACUUGUUCAGUUUCCUUACCCGUUUUAUUUUUCUUAAAUUUGUAUCUUUUUUUUUUCUGUCGCUCAUGCUUUGUUGUUUAUCUUAAUAAUCUUUCUAAAUCUGGAGAACAACAUGCGGUGAACAAUCAACAUGUCACAGUAUGUCUAAAUGUGAUCUCUAUGUUUUGCUGAAGUGAUAUAGAUUUGUGUUUGAAGUAUUAACAUGCCCUUACUUGUUUAGGUGGGAGGUUGCUAUGUAGUGUGCUCUGUUGCCUAUGCAGAAAAGCUAUUCCAAAAACUUCAAAUGAACCUCUAAGAUAAGACAGAAUCACAUAGAGAAACUCAUCCUUUCUGCAGUGUGGCUGUUGCCCAGCAGACGGCAGCACUAAUUCAGGUAACCAACACUAUGCUUGAUCCGUGGAAGUCUGUAAACUGCAACUAAGGUAAUUUUUAGUGCGCUGUGACAAGCUAAAAAUUGCUAUUAACUCGAGAAGUAUUACAUGGAAAAAAUAUUAUUCCAUUAGCAAAAAAGCAAAUAUCCUUUAAAAUGAGGAGUUGAAGCUGUUUAACAUUGAAGCUUUCUAUAGAAGAGACUUAAGUCUUCCUAUUCAUACUCUUAUGAUUAUUCUUUUAAAAAUGUUGUCAGGUUUAAUCAUAUAUUGUUUAUUUUCAUAUUUUUCAUUAAGAUAAACUUAUUAAUGAUGUGUUUCACCAAAUGGAAAAUGACAACAUUAAAUAAACUUUAAAUUUUUUGCCUGCCA
This is a messenger RNA of Menidia menidia (Atlantic silverside), 2766 nucleotides long. Lineage: Eukaryota; Metazoa; Chordata; Actinopteri; Atheriniformes; Atherinopsidae. The record is from the annotation of a GenBank genome assembly.